Messenger RNA from Nymphaea colorata (pocket water lily), 1082 nucleotides. Its product is annotated as probable pterin-4-alpha-carbinolamine dehydratase, chloroplastic. Gene Ontology annotation, molecular function: 4-alpha-hydroxytetrahydrobiopterin dehydratase activity. The transcript is spliced from 3 exons. Gene Ontology annotation, biological process: tetrahydrobiopterin biosynthetic process. Gene Ontology annotation, cellular component: plastid. NCBI's taxonomy places the organism in Eukaryota, Viridiplantae, Streptophyta, Magnoliopsida, Nymphaeales, Nymphaeaceae. Bases 98 to 748 code for a protein of 216 amino acids. The record is from RefSeq and is a predicted model, not a curated record.
GCCUUCUUACGAGGGCGAGAAGAGGGAGGAGGAUUAGAGGCUGAGGCCAUUUCUGAAGGGAAAAAGAAAAGUCGGCAAAAUCCGCGAGGAAAAUUCCAUGGCCGCUCACCUCUACUCCAUCCCAGCCCCAACUCUGCCCAGCACGACGCUCCGGCGACCCCUCGCCGGCGCCGGAGCGAGAGUAGCAACGGGAUGGGGGACGGAGCUUGGGAGACGGGAUGUGAGGUUGGUGGGGAGGGCGGCAGCAGGAAGCGACAUCUUGGGGGAUAUAGGGGCAAGGGACCCUUUCCCCCAGGAGUUGGAGAGCAACUUCUGCGACAGGGUGAUCGGUAACGCCAACACUGAGCACCAGAUCCUUGUUCCAGUGAGCUCAGCUCUCUCUCUCUGGAACCAGGAAUGCCGCCCUCUCUCCCCCUCAGACACUCCCUUCUCCUACGACGACGCCCAGAAUUUCCUUAGAAAGGUUGUCGGAUGGCGAUUGGUUGAUAAGGAUGGCACCUUGAGGUUGCAUUGUUUGUGGAAGUUGAAGGAUUCGGCAUCUUCUGAUGAACUUGUUUCCAGGAUACGUAGAGCGGUUGGACACACGGGCCACUGCCCAGAAUUUUUCAUUGAAAAUUCAACUCAUGUUACCGCAGAACUGUGGAGUUCAAGUAUAGGGGGGCUGAGUAUGAAUGAUUUUAUCAUAGCAGCAAAGAUAGACAGGGUUAAAACGUCUGACCUCCUUCCCAAGAAAAGAGUUUGGGCAUAAUCUACAUAUCAUAACUUGUGUCGCAGCUCUGUAGUUACGUUAUUCAUUGAGAAAAAUGAUGCCAUUCUUUACCAAACAGAAGGGUCAUGUUAAAUGGAAAAAAAGGGAACCCUUUUAGUAGUCUAUCUCCCUAAUCCCAGGUUAUUGGACGUUGUCCUCUCGACCUCUUGCUUACAUGCUCUGCUGCUAACUGAAUAAAGGCCUGCUCGAGAGGAAACUGAAAAUUUUGUCUAAGGGCAAGGUAAGUCUACUAGCCCUUUGAUGUAUUGUUCGUCACCAGAUGGAAAUGGUCUUCCUCGUGCUGUGGUUUAAUGAAAUUGGUGUUUUUUCCUCA